UUUAUGUAUAGUAUUUACAUUUGGCUGGACAUGACUUACACACAGCGAUGAACAGCUACAGUCAGCUGAUAGCGUUUGUGUGUACAAACCCCACAUCUGCCUAAACAGGGAGAAGGGGUUAGCAGAUGCAAUUUAGAUGUGCACACAGAUGAGAAAAGGGGAGGGCAGGAGGGAAAAGUUGAAUAUGAGGGGGAGAGAUAACGUGAUGGGAGGCAGGAUACGAGGGGGGAGGGUGGCCAGCACACAGACCGAGAGCAAAAGAGGGAGCGAGAGGAAGAAGGGGAAGGAACAGAAGGACGAGACGAGGAGCACUGUGGACGAGGCUGAGCUGGAGCAUGCAGCGGGACGUGCAGGCAACAGCCCAAAAUAGAGCCCUUGUGUUUUUUAUUCUACCUCUUCUCCUUCUCUUCCUAUGCUGUGUGAGACAAGGGAGAAGUUUCAUAGAGGAAACUUCACUGCUGGAUACAGAGCAGUGAGAGGACAGGGACAUGAACCCAGGAGGGUCUGUGAGAAAUCGACUCUCCUCUCUGAGGGGGGCAUGGCGAUGGAGUACGGGCUACCUUUUCAGGAAGGGCUCAACAAAAUCCUCCAAGAGCAUGGAGUCAAGGCGCAGACCAUCGAGGAGUGCGAGUCUGCUGCAGGCCCUGGAGGAGAACUAUGAGCUGGACCUGAUCUACAUCACAGAGAGAAUCAUCUCUGUCUCCUUCCCUAGUAGUGUGGAAGAGCAAAGCUACGCUGCCAACCUGCGGGAGGUCGCCUCCAUGCUGCGCUCCAAGCAUGGCCACAACUAUCUGCUCUUCAACCUCAGUGAGAAGCGUUAUGACAUCAACCAACUUAAUCCAAAGGUGUUGGAUUUUGGUUGGCCUGACCACCAUGCUCCAGCCUUGGACAAAAUCUGCAGCAUCUGCAAGGCCAUGGACACUUGGCUGAGUGCAGACAGCCACAACGUGGUGGUCAUACACAAUAAGGGCAACCGGGGCAGAACUGGAGUUGUGGUGGCAGCCUACAUGCAUUAUAGCAACAUAUCUGCCAGUGCCGACCAGGCUCUGGACAGGUUUGCCAUGAAGCGCUUCUAUGAAGACAAAGUGCUUCCUGUGGGCCAGCCAUCACAGAAGAGGUAUGUGGAGUACUUCAGCGGCUUGCUCUCUGGGAACAUCAAGAUAAACAACAAACCCCUAUUCCUUCAUCAUGUCAUCAUGCAUGGUAUCCCCAACUUCGAGUCUAAAGGAGGUUGUCGUCCUUUUCUCAAAAUCUACCAGGCCAUGCAGCCCGUCUACACAUCUGGGAUCUACAAUGUUCAGGGAGACAGCCAGACAAGCAUCUGCAUCACCAUCGAACCAGGUCUUCUUCUGAAGGGGGACAUCCUGCUCAAGUGUUACCACAAGCGCUACCGUAGCCCAUGCCGAGAUGUGAUAUUCCGGGUACAGUUUCACACCUGCGCUGUUCAUGAUCUGGGGAUUGUCUUUGGGAAGGAUGAGCUUGAUGAGACAUUCAAGGAUGACAGAUUUCCAGAAUAUGGAAAAGUGGAGUUUAUUUUCUCUUUUGGGCCAGAGAAAAUACAUGGUCAAGGUAUGGACCACCUGGAGAAUGGGCCGAGCGUCUCGGUUGACUACAACACACAGGAUCCCCUGAUCCGUUGGGACUCCUAUGAAAACUUCAAUCAGCUUUCUCAGGACACCACAGAUGAAGUCAUCCAUACCCAAGGACCACUGGACGGCAGCCUCUACGCCAAAGUUCGCAAAAAGGAGUCUGCUGAAGGAACAGUCACAGCGAACGGCCUUACACCCACCGCCGCUGAGCAUGCCCUACCUGCAGUUGACCAUGCCUUAUCAGUGAGCAGCGAUUCAGGAAACUCUACUGCCUCCAUCAAAACUGACCGAACUGAUGAAGCUGUAGCAGCCCCUCAAGUUUCCACAGUGAGCCAGAUGCACGCUCCUGCAGGUGAGGAGCCACCCUCAGCCCAUCACCCCACCCCACCUGCACAACAGUCAAUCAGUCCCCAAGAGAAACAGGAGCUGGAACAACUGCUGAGUGGUUUGGAGGGACCCAUGUACCAACAGGGCUACCUGUCCACCCCAACAUCUGCUGUUGGAGGGAUGCUUCACUUCGUGCCUGUCCAGGUCCAUGUCAAUGGGCACAGUAACGUUGACCGUGAAACAGAUAUUUUAGAUGAUGAGCUACCUACCAGUCAGGAGGGCAACAGUGUGGAUAGUCUAGGAACAUUCUCCUCUACCGAUGGUCGGGCUACACCAGCUGAUCUCUACUACCAGUCUGAGUCACUUCAUAAUGGCCAGGACCAUGUGCCAUAUUUGGAGCGCAAUGUUCCUGAAAAGCCUCUGGAAACCGUCCAGCCUCAGGUUGGUAUAUCUGAUAAACCUGCCACUUUGAUUCAAAGUGAUUCAGCCCCACGCUCAAGUAAUUACAUGACCAACCAGAAUGGCAACCUGUACCGCUCUCAGUCAUUUGGUGCAGAGCCAGAGUCUAUGCCACAAGCUCCCACUCGCUCCACCAGUAGCAAGGAAGCCGUGCAACGUGGUCUCAAUGUUUGGCAACAGUUUGGUGUACCUGAGGAGCCGGUCACUGAAGGCCUCACCUUUAGUCCGCCUCCUUCUGUAGCAGCAAUGCCCAGCCACCAUAGCCUCCCACAGUUUCCUCAUCGCCACAGCGCCUCCCAACAAGAGAUUGAGCAAUCCAUUGAGACACUUAAUCUUCUCAUGUUGGAUCUGGAACCAGGCCGUCCGCUGGUGUCAAAAUCCCAAAGUGCUCCACUGCAGGAAAACAGCACUGUAGUGACCACGCAGCCGUCCUUCUCCCAGAGCCAAAUCAGGCCGUCCUAUCGGGAUGAUGCCAUCAUUCAAACCCGCUUUUCUGGUCCCUUGUCCAAUAUGGCCAGCCACUCGUCACCUGGGAAGCCCAGUACACCAGAGCCUGCCCCUGUCCAGGGAUCUCUGAGUUACACCUCUGCAACUGCUGUCACUAGUCCUCCCUCACACGAUUCCCAUGAUGCAGCUGGGCAAGUCCAGCUCAAGCCCAGCAAAACGUACCCACCAGGCACAAUGUCCCAAUCUGCAGAAGCCCCUGAGCCCCAGAGAAGCUCUAGUGCUGCGUCAGCAUCACCCCUGAGAGACAGCGAGCCCGAUGAAGUUUUCAGUGUUGAAGGUCUGGUGGCCCAAAGAGUGGCUGGUGUCCAAGCCCGCGUGGUGUCGUUGGACGAGCCUGAUACUCUGCCCCGCCAUCGCAUCACCAGUGAUGGCCAGUAUCAGAAUGGUCCUGAUGACAGCUCCUCUCCUGAUGUCCCAAUGCGUUCCCCCAUUCGCUGUGUUUCUCCAGAGUUUGUCAACGCUAUAGCGAUGAACCCUGGAGGACGGCCUAAGGAGAGAAAUAUGCACAGCUACCGGGAGGCCUUUGAGGAACUGGAAGGAGGUCCGAUCAGUGCUACACCCACAGUUGGUGGUGAGGUGUUUUCCCAAACCCCUGCCUUCCCCAUCUCGCCGCAAACCCCUUACUUCAACCUGUGUCGAUCCCCUCCUGGUCUUGCCAAGACUCCACUGUCAGCACUGGGGCUGAAGCCCCACAACCCAGCAGAAAUCGUCCUGAAUCAAACAGGCUCAGAUGAUGAGAACAGUGAGGGGGAGGAAGCACCAAGAAGCUACGUAACUUCUGUUGCGAGGUCAGCAAUAGCAGGUGGAGAGCCGCCCACGUCACCCAAGAGCCUUUGCCCACCAGAAGAGACUAGAACCCAACAGAGAAGUCCGAGUCCAUCAUCAUUGAACCCACCUUUGUCCAGCAGCAGUCCCAUCCAGAGCUCACAGGGUGACCACGCCUUAGCAGAGAUCAGUGUUAGCACACUGUCCCAACCCACUACUGAUUCAGGCUUCCGCUCCCAGACUUCAGAGAGUGCCUACCCAACUCCCACCCUGUCAUAUCAAGCCCUGAAUACUCCCACCUCUUCCUACCUGGAUUCCAGCUCCCAAGCCUCGUCCUACCUUGGUGCUGCCACCCCUACACUGUCAUACUCUGGCCCAAACACCCUGUUGGGGAGCUCUGUGUCUUCAGAUCCCAGCCUGCCCACCUCGGAACCUUCCCAAAUCACACUCAGCCAUGAAAGUCUCCAUGCACAGCACCGGACCAACAUCCUUGGCUCCUCACACAGUCCCGUCCUCCAGCAGCGCUCAAUGCCUAAUCAAGGCAGUUCCAUCAUUACUCAGAAAAUGCCAGCUAAUGGCUUUGAUGUAGGCAUGCCAGGUCUCAGUGGCAGUCCUAUCCUCAGCCAUAAUCUGUGUCAGGGAGCUCAGAGUAGCCCGGUGCUCAGUAGACAGGCCUCUUUAGGACAGGAGUCUCAGCGGAGCCCAGUCCUCAGCAGACAGCCAUCCUUGGGCCAGCCCAUUCAGAGCAGCCCCGUUCUCAGUCGACAGCCUUCUAUCCCACACCCUCAAGGAAGUCCAGUUUUGGGCCGUCACCCAUCCAUUCCACAGGUGUCCCAGAGAAGCCCCAGUCUGGACCAUCACCCCAUGCACAGCGGUUACACCACCCCAGAUGAGAGACAUAGGAACCUGUCAAGACAGAGCAGUUCCUCAGGCUACCAUGGUCCACCAACACCCUCCUUCCCCGUCUUGCCUGCAGGGUACCAGGAUGGGGGGGUGGUGGGGAUGGGUGCAGGAUUCAGGCAGGGUAGCCCAGCACCUGGAUUCCAGCCCCAGCUUCCAGAGAAGAGGCGCAUGUCAAGCGGUGACAGACCAAACGGAGCGCUGCCCUAUGGAACACUGAAUGGGAAGAUCAUGUCCCCAGUAAGUGGAGGAAGCACUCCCAGCUACUUCCACACCCUCUCUGACUUCUCCAGGUUCAAUAUGCUCGAUGGAAGUCCUGAGAGCAAGAUUAAUGUCAAGUUUGUCCAAGACACAACCAAGUUCUGGUACAAGCCAAAUAUUUCCAGGGAUCAAGCUAUUAGCCUGCUGCGAGAGAGGGAGCCCGGAGCGUUUGUUAUCCGAGACAGUCACUCAUUCAGGGGGGCUUAUGGCUUGGCUAUGAAGGUUGCCUCUCCCCCGCCCUCCGUGCAUCAGAGCAAGAAAGGUGACAUCACCAACGAGCUAGUGAGGCACUUCCUGAUCGAGAGCAGCUCUAAAGGAGUGAAGCUGAAGGGUUGUCCCAACGAGCCUUACUUUGGCUGCCUUUCUGCCUUGGUCUACCAACAUGCUAUCACACCGCUGGCCCUGCCCUGCAAACUAAUCAUCCCUACCACAGAUCUCAUUGAGGAAGCGCCAGAGGAUGCAACAACGAAUCCACAGGCUGAACAGCUGAAACAAGGAGCAGUGCAGAGGGCCCCUGCUGAUUCCCAUGCAUGCAAUGUGCUCUACAUCAACUCAGUGGAGAUGGAGUCCCUCACAGGUCCUCAGGCUGUUGCCAAGGCCAUAUCCGAGACACUGGCUGCUACUUCUCCCCCUGCUGCCACCAUUGUGCACUUCAAGGUGUCUUCACAAGGCAUCACACUGACUGACAACCAGAGGAAGGUUUUCUUCCGACGCCACUAUCCUAGCAACACUGUCACGUUCUGUGAUAUUGACCCUCAGGACAGAAAGUGGAACAAGCCUGAGGGAGGCACAGCCAGACUGUUUGGGUUUGUGGCACGUAAGCAGGGAAGCACAACUGACAAUGUCAGCCACCUCUUCGCUGAGAUGGACCCUGUCCAGCCUGCCAGUGCCAUCGUCAACUUCGUCUCAAAAAUGAUUGCCUCGCAGAAACGGUGAAAACCUUCAGCAAACCCUGGCGCUUUUUAAAAACAUACCUUUGGUUAUUUCCUUUUCUUUUAACUACAGACACUUUCUGGUUUGGACAAUUUAGCAUUUAGCAUUCUGCGUCACCUUAUGUUUCCUGCUCUUUUACCUUUAAGCAAAUGUGUGCCUGUGUGUGUUUGUGUGUAUAAGUGAAUGAGGAAGAAGAAGGCAGCAUCUGUGCAUGUGUGUGUGUGUUGUGUGUGUGCUUGUGCUUUUCUUCUUGGAUGGACACCAGAAUGGACCAGAGAAUGUGCAGGAAGGGCGUGGCUGUGUGUGAUUGUGGGAUGGGAGGUGAUGUUAAUCUCCCUAGCAGGGUAACUCGUUAACAGGAAAGAGGGAAUAAAAUUAUGUGUGCAAAUGGUUUUGUUUUGCAAUUGUUUCAUUUUUAUUAUUUUUUUAAAGAAAAAGUCAAGUUGAGUCAUGUACAUGUGGAUUGUAAAUCUAUCAAGCUUUUGCCUGGUCAACCAAAGAUUUUUAAAAAAGUAGUCAGGGCGUGUAAAGUGCGCCACUGUCAGAGGGAUCUUUUGUAAAACAAAUAUGGCUGCUUAAUCAAAAAUACUGAACUGUUUCUUUGUGUAUGUACUGAUACUGUAGGUCAAUUCUGCAUCGUGGCCAUCUUGCAAACUGUUUUCAGACAUUUUUGCAGCUGGUGAGGUUUAUGUAAAUAUUCUACAUUGCUUUAUGAGCAGAACUGUUCUAGAUAACAUUUGGUGACUGACGUUUUUUGCAAUGCAGAGCUUUUUUAAGAAAAGGAAGCUAAAGCUUAUCCAGGUUGUCAUAUAAUUGCAAAUAGCCAAACAUUAAAAUGAGGUCGUACUCCAAAAUUCCACUGGUCCUUCCCUUUUAGAUGUAGUAGUGUAGCUAAAGAUGCAAAUGUCAGACAAAACUGACUACACCUGGGUUUUUUUUUGUAGAUUCCCUGUAUCUGAACAUUAGUAAGAAGGCCACUGAAUCAUCGACAAUCAAGUCUCUUGAUCGUUUUGACGAGCUUCCUGUCGGUCACCAUCCUCUGGUCAGCCUCACUAUUACUCUAAUGACUGAAGGGCCAAAUUGUUUUAUGUGGGCGAGCUUUAUAGAAAAGUGUCGUCAUGCUAUACUGCUUUUCAGGUUUCUAUGUUGAAAGUUUGCGCCAAGAAAGAAGCUUUUUGCAUCAGCAGGCCCAACCUGUUAACACUCACACUAC
Molecule: messenger RNA, 6954 nt
Organism: Monopterus albus (swamp eel)
Lineage: Eukaryota; Metazoa; Chordata; Actinopteri; Synbranchiformes; Synbranchidae
Gene: tns1b
Product: tensin 1b
Exons: 30
Coding region: 489-5744 (1751 amino acids)
Biological process (GO): fibroblast migration
Cellular component (GO): focal adhesion
Molecular function (GO): protein binding
Source: RefSeq, a predicted model, not a curated record